UUUUUUUUUCUUUUUUUUCCUUUUCUCUUCAUCUCAUUCUUUUCCUCUUUCUACCUUUAUAUACUUAUUUAUAUCACCUUUUUUUUUUUUGUAAGAGAAACAAGAGAAUGACUUCACUUUUGAAUUAUCCUUUUGAACUAGUAGCUCCUAUGGCUGCUAUUGUAUCCAUCUUACUUUUACCUUUGGGACCCUUAUUGAUACCACGUUUUUAUCUCAUCUUCUUAUUGAUCUAUUUUACCUGUUUCUUAUAUACACAAAUAAACCAUGUAUUCAAGUUUUGGAUUACGGUUUCUAAUAUCAAGAAGACUAUUCGUAACUGGAACUUGAAUGAACGAAACAACGACAACAAUAAUAAUAAUAAUAAUAAUAUCAAUAAUGAUGGUGAAAAAGGUUCUUCUGCUGCAUCUUCUGCUCCUGCCUCUCCUUCACCUACUCCUACCCGUGAACGAUAUCCUUCUUUGGCUGAUGAAGAUGAACGUUUAGAUGAAAUGGAAGCAAGUUUGAAACUAUAUGAAGAUAGUCAUUUUAUCCAUGCCUUUAUCGUGCCGAACUAUGCGGAGCCUGAAGCUUUAUUAAGGGAUACUAUCAAACGUUUGGCAAAUCAUAGGAAUGCUCAAACCAAUUAUGUCAUCAUUCUUGCUAUGGAAGCUUCUGAAACUGGAUUUGAACCCAAAGCUGAAAGUCUUACGAAUUACUUUAAGGAUAGUUUCCUUCAUUUUAUUGUUACUGUACAUCCUUCUGAUAUCCCUGGUGAAUCUCGUGGAAAAGGUUCCAAUGUGGCCUGGGCUGCAAGAAAUGGUUGUGCUGAAAUGAUUCAACGUGGUGUUGAUCGUCGUCGUGUUAUUUUAACUGUUUCUGAUUCUGAUUCUUCUAUUCCUGAACUUUAUGUCAAAGAAGUUGAAAAAACAUUUACUCAAGCUGAAGAUCCUUACUUUUUAUUAUUUGCACCACCCAUCUUCUUCUCUCGAAAUUCUUUUGAUGUGCCUGCUGCUGUAAGAAUGACGGAUAUUACUUGGUCUGCUAUGGUUAUGUCCAAUCUUAGUAAUAGUCGUGGUAUCGCCUUCCCUUGUUCAACUUAUUCAUUGUCUAUGGUACUUGCCGAACGUGUUGGUUAUUGGGAUACUGAUGCGGAUUCUGUAGGUGAAGAUAUGCAUAUGAUGCUCAAAUGUUUCUUCAAAACUGAUGGUCUUGCUCGUUGUGCCCCGAUCUUUGUACCUAUCAACUUGACCAAUGUUCAAACCAAUGGUUAUCUUUCCAAUAUGUAUGCUCGUUUUGUUCAAGCCAAACGUCAUUACAAUGGUGUGGCCGAUGUUUCUUAUACCUUACGUAGUGCAGCUGGUGUACAACAAUGGGCAGAUGGUAACAAAAACAGUAAAUAUAUGGUAGGUUCUCUCUUACAUGACAAGAAAUCAUCCAUGUAUGCGUCACCCACCUUUUGGUUCGAUAAGUUCCUUAUCUGUGUCAAGGUCCUUGAAGCACACAUGAUCCCUGUGACGUCUGGUUGGCUCAUGUUUGCAGCCGUUCCCUUGAUGCAAUUUAUUCUCUUUCCUCCUCAUUCCAUGGUGGCUAUUGUGGAUCCUGCUGAUAAUCCUAUCCUCACCUCUGACUUUUAUGCAACUCUUUGGAAUAUUGUCAAGAUCAUCACUGUGUUUUUACCUUUUCCUUUGUUUGGUACUCUUUCUAUUUAUGAACAUUUACAUCGUAUAGUGGAUCGUGAACUUUACCGAAAAGCCAAGUCUGAAUCUCGUUCGUGGAAAAACGUCUUUGAUUAUAUCACUUUACCCAUCGCUGCUUGGAUGUUUAUGACCAUUCCAUCCACCAUCGCUUGUAUCAAACGACUUUAUAAACCUACUGAUCAAUAUAUUGUCGCCGAAAAAUUCUUUGAUGAAGACGAUUCUGCUUAGAAACAACAACAUACAGUCAACCGGAUUUAUUUGACUCAUUAAUACUCUUUCAUCCUCAUAUAUCAUACGAAUUUACUUGAUUACUUUUUUUUAUACUUAUUAUUACUAUUACUACUACUACUAUUACUACUACUACUUAGUUUAUUUCCCUAUAUUUUUUUUUUUUUGGACACUUUAUCCCUUUUAUCUUCCCCUAUUAACAAUUCCUUUUGACCUCCGUAAUUUGAACCCUUUCCAUUUUUUUUUUCCUUUCACUUGAUCAUCAUCCUCAUUUUUUUUUCCUUUUGUUUAUACACAUUCCACUAUUACAUAGCUUCUCUUUUCACUUUUCUUUAUAUUUUUGUACCCUUGUUACUUCUAUUUUUUUUUAUUUUAUUGUAGUGUAUUUCUAUCCUCAUAUGGGAUAAAUUAUUUUUUUUUUUUAUUCAUUGUACUAAAGCAAUAAAAAAAAAUCAACAAUUUUACAAAAUCGAAUGUUUUUUGAUCUAUU
This is a messenger RNA of Halteromyces radiatus, 2394 nucleotides long. RefSeq lists its product as uncharacterized. The record is from RefSeq and is a predicted model, not a curated record. The transcript has 3 exons. The coding region runs from base 108 to 1904 and encodes 598 amino acids. NCBI's taxonomy places the organism in Eukaryota, Fungi, Mucoromycota, Mucoromycetes, Mucorales, Cunninghamellaceae.